Molecule: messenger RNA, 1440 nt
Organism: Bufo bufo (common toad)
Lineage: Eukaryota; Metazoa; Chordata; Amphibia; Anura; Bufonidae
Product: cyclic nucleotide-binding domain-containing protein 2-like
Exons: 14
Coding region: 1-1440 (479 amino acids)
Source: RefSeq, a predicted model, not a curated record
AUGAUCAGCCCAGAACUUUUCACCAUUUUGGGAGAAAUCAAAUACACGUCCAUUUACUUUAAGGACUGCUGCUAUAGUCAGUACAUCCACAAGUUCCGCACGGCCGUCCUUGUUGUGCAAGUGAUUCGCAACCUCAUAAAAAUUUAUAGGGAUUACGCAGCCUCCAGGACGGAGCCCAUUUCCUUCAGCGAGUAUGUCGGCUUUGACACCGAGACUGAAAACCUUCUGUUUGACCGUUCCCUUUUCAAGGCCAAAACGGAGAUGGUUCUUAGUUCGGAAGCGAAACAGAUCCUGACGAGCCCGCCAGAGAAGAGGACGGCGGAAGAAGCCAAGCUGGCCAUGCUAUCCCUGAGGAUGACAGUCAGCUCCUUCGCUGGAUAUCCUGUCCAUAUACAAGAGAAAAUAGCCAAGGUCGGCUGGUAUGAAUGUUUUGGGCCUGGAAGAGUCAUCAUAAGGCAAGGGCACGUUGCUCAAAACUUCUACCUGAUUCUCUCGGGCACGGCUGUAGUUACCAAAGUGUCACGCAGUAAGAAGACGGGGGAACAUUUUUCCAAGACGGUGGCCUUCUUGAAGAAAGGGAAGUACUUUGGGGACGUGGCCAUUUUGACUAACACCAAGAGGAAUGCAACAGUGGUGUGCCAUGACGCUGUGUCCUUGCUUGCUAUAACUAGACAGGAUUUUCUGAGCAUUUUCUUGAGCAGUGACUCCCAAGAAGGACCUGAUUACAUACGUUUGCUAGAAAGCAUUGAUCUUCUCAGUGGAUGGCCAGUUCAUAAGCUACCUUACAAUAACUCCAGAAUCUGCGUCCACACCUUCUACAGACCAGGGAUGGUCAUUACAAAAGAUUCCAAGACGUCGUCAAAAAUCUAUGUGAUCAAAAGCGGAUCUGUCCGUGUAUUAAAAGCCAUGACCACUCCAAAGUCACAGCCAUUUCAGAAUACCUAUCGUCUGCAGAGCAAGCACGUGUUCACCGAGGAAUUGGGAGUUAAAUCACCAGGACAGGAUCACAAAUAUGAAGAUCCAUCAUGUACUUUCACUGAAGAAGAGCAUCUACUGCCGCUCCUGCAGAAGGAAAGAAAACUGAAGGAAACGGCAAGAUCAAGUCCAGCCGCCACCCGGCCGCCCGUCAUAUCGGUAACACAAGAAGAUGAAAACGCUCCCCAAGUAUUUAUUCACAUCCAGACACUCAGAGCGGGUGACGUUUUUGGACUGGUUUACACAAUUUUUGAAGACACUUUGGGCAUGGCAUUGGUUUCAGACGGAGCAGAAUGCAUCGUCAUAUCUAAAGAAUUCUUUAAAAAACAGAUGACUGAGGAAUACAUCCAUAAAUUAUCACGACAAAUGCAGCCAUACCCGACCAGAGAGAUGCUGCAGCAGAAAAUGCAGGACUACAUGAAAUGGCAGUCGUACAAGUCCCACCUUGUCAGAAAGCAGCGGUGA